Molecule: messenger RNA, 372 nt
Organism: Rotaria socialis
Lineage: Eukaryota; Metazoa; Rotifera; Eurotatoria; Philodinida; Philodinidae
Source: the annotation of a GenBank genome assembly
AUGUAUUACUCGGAUGAUCGGGUACUUGAUUGCCACAAGAUGGUAUCAACAUGUUGGCCAAAUACAAUUCAAUUAACAUUAAGUAUUCUACAUUCAAGCGAACUCGUACUUCUCUUACAACGCAAUGCUUUACCUACAAUUGAACAUUUGAGUGUUACUAAUGAGGAUAUAUCUGUUGCUUUAUUGCUUGGCUCGUUAGCUAUGCCUUUACUUGAAAAACUGAUAUUGAUUGAUUUGUAUAAUCAUAGUAAGUUACCAUGUAAUAUUUCUUUAUCAAUUAUUCUUGUAUUAUAUCAACUGAAACCAUUCAGUUUCUUCUGCUAUGAUAGACCAAAUGAUCGAAUCAACUUUUGGCACGAAAACUUGUACUAA